AACUUUAUGAGAGGACAAACUACAGUUUUCACUUAAAGCAUCAACAAAACCAUUUAUCAGGAAAAGCUGAGAUCCUAGUUCUUCUAAAACUGCAGAUCUACAGCAAAUCCUCUAGAGGGCGCCACAUCUGUGCCUCAAGACUAAUUAUAACAGGAACCUUUUAAAUAAACAGGAACUAGUUCAAAGUCUCAGAGAGAAAAUACUCGAGAAUAUCACCUUCAUGACCUUCUCAGGUCAAACCAACUCUGAACAAGUAUAACAAAGAGCUGAGGGACCAAGACACUGAAACACAGACUGAUGCUGGUGGAGAAACAAGAAGAUCAAAGUGAAACUUCACUCAGAGACUAAAUGGCUUCCAGAUUAGAGGAGGAUCUCUGCUGUCCGGUCUGUAAGGAGAUCUUUAAGGAUCCGGUUGUUCUGUCCUGUAGCCACAGCUUCUGUAAGGAGUGUCUGAAGAACUGGUGGAGAGAGAAACCAGUACAAGAGUGUCCAGUUUGUAAGAGGAGAUCUUCAAAGGAUCAACCACCCCGUAACCUGGUUCUGAAGAACCUGUGUGAGACCUUCUUACAGCAGAGAGACCAGAGAGCUUCAGAGGAUCUCUGCAGUCUGCACUCUGAGAAGCUCAAACUCUUCUGUCUGGACCAUCAGCAGCCAGUGUGUCUCGUCUGCAGAGAUUCAGAAAAACACACCAAGCACAGAUUCAGACCCAUCAAUGAAGCUGCUCAGCAACACAAGAAGAACCUUCAGGAAACUCUGGAACCUUUGAAGAAGAACCUGGGUCUCAGGAAGAAAGUUCAAGAGGAGUUUAAUCAGACAGCAGAACACGUGAAGGUCCAGGCCCGACACACAGAGAGGCUGAUUAAGGAGCAGUUUAAGAAGCUUCAUCAGUUUCUAGCAGAGGAAGAGGAGGCCAGGCUGGCUGCACUGAGGGAGGAAGAGGAGCAGAAGAGUGGGAUGAUGAAGGAGAAGAUGGAGGCUCUGAGCAGAGAGAUAACAGCUCUUUCAGCCACAGUCAGAGCCACAGAGGAGGAGCUGAGAGCUGAAGACGUCUCCUUCCUGCACAACUACAAGGCUGCAGUGGAAAGAGUCCAGCGCUGCCCCCUGCUGGAUGGUCCACAGCUGCCCUCAGGAGCUCUGAUAGACCAGGCCAAACAUCUGGGCAACCUGGCCUUCAACAUCUGGAGCAACAUGAAGAACAUGGUGUCCUACACUCCUCUCAUCCUGGACCCAAACACUGCUGGUUCAAAACUCUUCUUGUCUGAAGAUCUGACCAGUGUGACUGUAGGAGAGAAACAGAAGCUUCCUGAUAAUCCAGAGAGGUUUGAUGGGUGGUGGUCUAUCCUGAGUUCUGAGGGCUUUAACUCAGGGAACCACAGCUGGGAUGUAGAUGUUGGAGACAGUGGAGGCUGGGUGCUUGGUGGGAUACCAGAGUCUGUCCAGAGGAAGAGAAUCAUAAAGUCUGGAUGGUUGUCUAUACGGUUCGAUGAAGGUAAAUACUCAGCAUGGUCUCCAGCAGCUCCUCGCACAGUUCUCUCAGUACAGAAGAAGCUCCAGAGGAUCAGAGUGAAUCUGGACUGGGACAGAGGAAAGCUGUCCUUCUCUGAUCUGGACACUAACACACACAUACACACCUUCACACACACCUUCACUGACAAGAUGUUUCCAUACAUCGCCACAAGGAAUCAAGCAACAAUCUUACCGAUGAAGAUCUCAGUGAGCAAACAGCAGCUCUGAUGUUCUCAGCAUGAAGAACAUAAAGUCCAAAUAAAACCUUAUUGAUCAGAUUGAAGCUCAGUGUUUUAAACAGGAAACUGGAGAUGAUCUGAUCUGGUCUGACUGAUCAUCUGGUUGCUUUCAGGUCAGCUUCAGAUCUGCUUAAUAAUCUGUCCAGAUGCUACAAACUAAAGGUGACAUGAAGUGGAUGAUGUGGAGUUCACCUGGAGAUCUUUACCUUCCUCUGUGACUGGACACUGACUCCAGGGGUCUCCAUGCUUCACAUCCUGUCUGCGAGCUCGCCUGACCCACAAACACAGAUCAGAACCUGAGAUGAGGUUCUGAAAAGCAUCAUCAAUAGUGUCUGAAAAACAAACUGAUCUUUACAGAAAACGUCAUAAAAACAGUUUAAAGAAGAGGAACUUCUUACCUCUCUGUUGCAUCCUGAAUUAGUUUUCAUUGCACACAUCUGAGAGGAUUUCCUGGAUUAUGAUUGGCUUUCAGGAGGUACAGCUUUAGGUGGUGUCAGUCAAACCGAACCAACGUGGGGUGGAGCACAAGUUAACCUGUGAUGUCAUCUCUGUCUUUAGUGAGAGAGCCAGAGAGCUUCGUUUAGCGAGGCACAGCUGGGAAAUUUGAAGACACCUCGUCUUUGCAAGCUGGGAGCGUUUCUGUGGAUGUUUGUAUCAUGGAAGCAGCCAUGGAGAGGAGAACAUGUAGCGCUAACAGGGAACAGCAUGGCCCGGCUCACUGACCUGUUGCUGGUCGUGGACCUCAUGUUUAGUGGAGCUUCAGGUGCAGCUGGAUGGAGUUCUGACCAGCAGAACUCUGAGGGAUGCAACACCUCAGUAACACGAUUAUUCAAGAGAAGAUGCCAUUUGUUUGUCCUCCUGUUAGUGAUAUGAUGAACUUGUGGUGGGAGCUGUAAAGGUUAGACUGGAGAAGUUUGGUGGGUUUUUUCUAUCUGCAGGUUUUAUGAAUAAAUGUGAUGGUUUAAUUCUAGACUUUAUGAUGCAGAAAGUUGGAGCUGAUGUUCACGUCUGUUUGCUGCCUUCUGAUUGGUCUAAAUGUCCUUCACUUGUUUUACUUUCAGUGUUUGUUUGCACAUAAUUUCAGUAAAGUCCAGACGGUGUAUCUGGGUUAAAUUAGACGAGCAUGUGAACAAUAAAGGCUGCUUUGGUUCAGUUAGAAGAACCUGAAUAUUUCUGCAUCAUCUCAGUGGUGGGAUUAAUCUGCUGAAUUACCUUGAAAACAUCAAAGGGAAUCAGUUUAUUUUCCAGGUGAGGAAACAUGAACACUAAAUGAACAGCAUGACUUCCUGAUAGAAAUAUAUGUUCUAGAUGUUCUGGGUUAAUGGACCUUCUUAUAUCUUGUAGAACAAAGCCUUUUAAAUUCACCAGUUUUGGUUGAGAGACUGAAAGCCAUGACUCCAAUAACCAUUUAGCAUAAUAAGAGUUUGUUCUGUAAUUAUUAACAGUUGGAUUAGAAAAUGAUAAAGCAGGAACAUUAAAAUGUUGUAAUUAAAGCAAAUAAACUUCAGUUCUUGUGGAAUAAAACAUUGUGUUUGUAAUUAAGUUCUUCUGUUAGAUGUGAAAAUGUAGGUUUUCUGUUGGGUGUAUCUGGUUGUUUCCAUCUAAGAUCAUCAUAGGAUUCUGGGUUUGCUACAAAACAGUGAAAAAUAAAACAAUAUUUGUUGAAAAUGCUUUUUAAUUGUGUUGUGCCCCUUUAAGAGAAAGGUAGCUUAAUUGUUAGUUUAUCUGAUUGGUCCACGUGAUGCCCUGAUUAGCCAAUGAUGUUCAUGUUCUAGAUGUCUCCGUAAUGCUGCGGCAGCAGGUAAAUAUCGCGUUAGUUAGUCCAAAACGUGCUGGGUGUGAGUUCAUGAAAACCAUGUAAGUUCUCUCAGUAGAUGUUAUAAAGGUUAAAUACACAGGUUGGUAUUUCUAUAUAUAUUUUAUGUUUAAAUAACACAAUAAUGUAAGCUCCGUUGAUGGCACCCAGUCAUGAGGAACAUGUGGUUAUUGAGCGCCCCCUAGUGGCUUUAUGAAGCGUUUUCUGUUGAAUUAUUUUGAAGUGAUAUUUUAUUUUCUGUAUUUAAAUGGAGCAUAUUGUUUUCUUUGUUUGUAGACCUCAUCCAUAUGUAUUCAGAGAAGAAUUAAAGAUUUAAAUGGA
Messenger RNA from Girardinichthys multiradiatus, 3882 nucleotides. RefSeq names its product nuclear factor 7, ovary-like. Bases 349 to 1734 code for a protein of 461 amino acids. The record is from RefSeq and is a predicted model, not a curated record. Lineage: Eukaryota; Metazoa; Chordata; Actinopteri; Cyprinodontiformes; Goodeidae. Gene Ontology annotation, biological process: protein ubiquitination. The transcript has 2 exons. Gene Ontology annotation, molecular function: ubiquitin-protein transferase activity; protein binding; zinc ion binding.